CACACUCGCACAUGCAUGCACAGUGUCUUGAGCAUCGAGGGACGCACUUGCCCUCCUCAAACACCGUCAGAAUGGGUGCAGAUUAUUUUGGAUUUUCGCUGCUCCGCAAUGAGAACAAAAGAAACAUCACCAUAUAUGUGAACAACCCAGCGGACAUUUCUGUGAUUGUCAUUUAUUUUCUGGUGGUUCUGGCGGUGGGAGUAUGGGCCAUGGUACGGACCAAUCGAGCCACUGUCGGUGGCUUUUUCCUGGCUGGCAGAAGUAUGGUGUGGUGGCCGAUUGGAGCCUCUCUCUUCGCGAGUAACAUCGGAAGUGGUCAUUUUGUGGGAAUUGCAGGAACUGGAGCUGCUGCUGGAAUCGCCAUCGGAGGAUUUGAAUGGAAUGCUCUGGUUGUUGUGAUUAUUCUGGGAUGGCUCUUCGUGCCCAUCUACAUAAAGGCUGGGGUUGUGACCAUGCCAGAAUACCUGAAGAAGAGAUUUGGUGGCCAGCGAAUUCGCAUCUACCUCUCUGUGCUGUCACUGUGUCUCUACGUUUUUACCAAAAUCUCGGCGGACAUGUUUGCAGGAGCCAUUUUCAUCAACCAGGCUCUGGGACUGAACAUUUACCUGGCUGUGGUAAUUCUGCUGCUGAUUACAGCUCUUUACACAGUAACAGGUGGUUUAGCUGCUGUCAUCUACACAGACACACUGCAGACCAUCAUCAUGGUGGUGGGAUCGUUCAUCCUCAUGGGUUUUGCAUUUAAUAAGGUUGGAGGCUAUGAGAACUUUAAGGACAGCUAUAUGACGGCCAUCCCAUCAGUAAUCAGUCCAAACAUCAGUGAAUCUUGCUACACUCCUCGUGCAGAUUCAUUCCACAUCUUCAGAGACCCCAUUAAUGGAGAUCUGCCCUGGCCUGGACUCCUCUUUGGUCUUACAAUCCAGGCCGGCUGGUACUGGUGCACUGACCAGGUGAUUGUUCAACGUUGUCUUUCUGCGAAGAACCUCUCUCAUGUCAAGGCUGGCUGUAUUUUGUGUGGUUACCUCAAGCUGCUGCCCAUGUUCCUCAUGGUCUUCCCUGGCAUGAUCAGCAGAGUGCUGUACCCAAAUGAAAUUGCCUGUGUGGAUCCGGAUGAGUGUAAAGCCGUCUGUGGAGCCGAAGUAGGCUGCACUAACAUCGCUUAUCCCAAACUCGUGGUGGACCUGAUGCCAAACGGUCUCCGAGGGCUGAUGUUGUCCGUCAUGUUAGCUUCACUCAUGAGUUCACUCACCUCCAUCUUCAACAGCGCCAGCACACUCUUCACCAUGGACAUCUACACCAAGAUCAGGCCCAAAGCCAAGGAGAAGGAGCUGAUGAUUGCUGGCAGGUUGUUUAUGCUGCUGUUGAUCGGCAUCAGUAUCGCAUGGAUCCCCAUCGUUCAGACGGCUCAAAGCGGUCAGCUCUUCGACUACAUUCAGUCCAUCACCAGCUAUCUGGCUCCACCAAUCGCCGCCGUCUUUGCACUCGCCAUUUUCUGCAAGAGAGUCAAUGAACCUGGUGCUUUCUAUGGGUUGUGUAUUGGUCUGCUGGUGGGUCUGGCACGUAUGAUAACAGAGUUUGCCUACGGCACAGGCAGCUGCGUGAAACCCAGUAACUGUCCCACGAUCAUCUGCGGUGUCCACUACCUCUACUUUGCCCUCAUCCUUUUCGGCCUGUCCUGCAUAUUGAUCCUGUCCAUCUCACUCAUGACAAAACCCAUUGAAGACAAACAUCUCUACAGGCUGUGCUGGAGUUUGAGGAACAACACAGAGGAGAGGAUUGACCUGGAGGCAGACGACUGGACUGAAGACCAGGACUCCAACUCUAUGGAAACAGAUGAGAUGCGUGAGGAGCCAGGCUGCUGUAGGAAGGCCUACAACUGGUUCUGCGGCUUCGAUCAAGGCAAUGCUCCCAAACUGACUAAAGAAGAGGAGGCUGAGUUGAAGAUGAAGCUCACCGACACCACUGAGAAACCUCUAUGGAGAAAUGUGGUCAACGCUAACGCUGUUAUCCUCCUCACCGUCUGCGUCUUCUUCCACGGUUUCUUCGGUUAAACAUCACUGGACAGAAAUGUUACUUUGUCAGUAACAUCAAGCGAAAUUGUGAUUAAUCUGAUUGUAAGAGGUUACAAAGUUCCUCUUGAAGCACUCAGUACUUCCUUUUCCUCAACAGAAACUCUUCCCUUCCUUAUAGCUUAAUUAAUAUAUACAGUUUUUGGCUCCUUUUUCUCCGUUUUUAAAACCUAGACCAGAACUGAUUCAUAUAAUCAUGUUGUUGUUUUUUUUCUUGUAGCCUUUUUUUUUUUUUACAGAAGCUGCUAAUUUAACAUGUUCUUGAUGGUUUUACUGUAAAUUCAGUAAUGUUUACAGUCCAAAACUGCACAUUCUUUCUUUAUUUUAUAUGGUAAUAGUUUCAACUUACAAUAUGAAGUUCUGGUCUUCUGAUGUAUUAUGAUCAAU
Molecule: messenger RNA, 2453 nt
Organism: Danio aesculapii
Lineage: Eukaryota; Metazoa; Chordata; Actinopteri; Cypriniformes; Danionidae
Gene: slc5a1
Product: solute carrier family 5 member 1
Exons: 15
Coding region: 12-2048 (678 amino acids)
Biological process (GO): transmembrane transport; sodium ion transport
Cellular component (GO): plasma membrane
Molecular function (GO): D-glucose:sodium symporter activity
Source: RefSeq, a predicted model, not a curated record